AGGCUCGUUUAAGCAAUAUACAGUGAAUCGACUAUCGCGCACUUGAAGCUGGUAUUUCUGUGAAGAAAUCCAGAGAGGGCCUUGUUUGGGUUUGUGUGCUUUUCUAGGUUAGAACAUCUUUUCAGUUUAUAAUGGGAAGAAAAAAGAACAAGAAAGCGAUGAAACCUUGGUGUUGGUAUUGUAAUCGUGAAUUUGAUGAGGAAAAAGUGUUGGUAUACCACCAGAAAGCCAAGCACUUCAAGUGUAACUUUUGCUACAAGAAGCUGUUCACUGGGCCAGGACUAGUCAUACACUGCAUGCAGGUUCACAGGCAACAAGUAGAUUCUAUACCAAAUGCGCUUCCUGGACGUAAUGAUAUUGAGAUUGAAAUCUAUGGCAUGGAAGGCGUUCCAGAAAAGGAUAUUGAGGAGAGAAUGAGGAUGCUGGAGAAAAAACAGUCUGGUGGUGUAAAUGAUGAUGAAAAAAAGAAGUCUGAAAAAACUAAUCCCGAGAGUAGUUCUUCAAAACUGGAACCUACUACAUCAUCAUCCUACAGUCAGCAGACCUGGCAAACAAAUCGGAUCCCAAACUUGGGUGUGAUGAGAAUGGCACCUCCAGGUGGUAUGAUGCCAGUUAUACCUGCAGUGAUACCGGGGAUACCACCACCUAUACCCCCUAUGAUGACACCCAUGAUACCAGGUAUGGUUCCUCCAGUAAAUGGAAUGAUUCCUUUGCCACCUGCACUGAGCCUGCCCCCAGUUCCAGCAAUGCCACCCCCUCCUCCAGGGAUGCCGCCAGUUCCAGCAAUGCCACCCCCACCACCAGACGUUAAAGGUGUGCCUGCUCCCCCUGGUAUUCCACUUGCACCAACUGUCCUGCCUCGUGUGGGUAUUCCAGCUCCACCCACUACUGGUGUAUUUAAUGCAACACCUCCUGUUACUACCACUGUUUCUGUUAGUACCAAUGUCAUCACAGGACCAGCUGUGUAUCAUCCUGCAGUUAUCAAGCCAUCUUUCCCUGUCGUUAGUCCAGUAAAUGUGCCAACUGAAAAUGCUCCUGUCAUCACAACAAAGCCAGAGAGUCAACCAGAAGAAGUCAAACCACUGUUUCCCAUCACAGAACAGGUACCCCCUGUACACUCUGCUCCUGUUGGAAUCGAUUUCAAGCCUUUGACCACUCCAGGACCCUCCAAAGAACCAUUAAAUGCUGCAAGCAGUCUUACCACAGAAAUUCCAAACAAAGCUGACAACUCAAAGCCUGUGAUCCUUGAUCCAUCUUCAAGCACUUCUAAUAUUGUGCACCCAACAGAGGACGUCUCCCUGGAAGAAUUCAGAGCUCAGAUUCCCAAGUAUAAGUGGGCUGGGACUUCACCUUGUAGAUCUGCUUCUCAAGAGCCAGCAGCAAACAAUGCUGUACCUUCUACAGGGGCAGUAGUGCAGCCUGUGUCUAACUUGGGUGCUUAUGGACCUUCUGUGCAGAACAACUACCCUCUCCCAGCAGGACAGUUUGUGUAUCCUUCUACAUAUCCUCCUUACCAAGCUGCUGCCCAGACAGUUAUGAGAACAUGAGACACAGGAGAUUUUGCUUGCCAUGAAACUGAAUGUACUGGAAAAGAUAAAUGACAAACUUGUGUGGAAGGGACAUUUUCUCCCUUCCUUUCCUAGGGAUAGAAUGGCAUACAUUACCGCUAUGUUUUGAUAAUUUUGAUUGUUUCCGGAAUUGGAAAGCAGGUGAAGCUGAAUAACCAUUUUCUUUUAGCGGGCCAAGGGAUUUAGGAAGAAUUACAGUUUAACCUAGUUUAACCAGUGUAAUGUUUAAGAAACUACAGAGUUGAAAUACUGAGGAUGCUGCUUUCUACACCUUCCCUCAUAUUAUCGUACAUUUUUCGGAUUUGAGUUCAGCGGUCAUAGCAGAUGAACCAGCCACAGUGUAUUCACUAAUGAAGACCCCCACAGCACAUGAACCAGAAUCAAAAGUAAAUUACAGCUUUCUGUGAGAAAUGCAGAUCGGAUUAUUUAUUCUAGAAGGAGCUUUUUCCUAUUCUCACUUUUAACAGUAACCAUUCAUUUUCUUGUUACAGCAGUGUGGACUGAAGAACUGAAGUAUAUUCUUUAGGAUUCCAUCACUGUGAGUCGCUUUGAGUAAGAAUGUAUUUAUAUGGUGUGUAUGUAGAUGAUUCUUGCUACUCUUUGUUUAAUUACAAUGCAGUUAUUUUACUGCCUGCUUCCCAAGUGCAUUUUUGGUUUUCUCCAUGUAUUUCCAGCAUAUGUAUGACCCUUCACUGUAAUUGUUGCUGGUGUACUCUGUACAUACUGACAUGUUUGCACAAAUUCUUUAAUAGUGUAUCAUUAAUAAUGGAAUAUCUUUAAUAGCUGAAAAAGGAACAGGGCUUGUGUGUUCAUAUCUGUGCUUUUAACUGUUGUGCUGCACCGCUUCCAUCCAUAUGUAAAUACAUGGGGUCAAUGCAUUUUGGAGUUUUAUCGUUUUUUUUGCAGAGAUGUGGUGUAGUGUUUCUUGAGGUUAAAUGGAGCAGCAGUUUGAGCAGUCUGGUAUUUUUAAUAAAAAGGCUUUCUGUGUCAUUUCUGUCAUUCUGCCUGUAUGUAACAAGUAUACAGAGAAUAAGAAAGAAAAUUUGCUUGAAAACUACAAAAUGUGUGGUCAGAUUAAAAAAACUUGAGAGAGCAUGACUUUGUGACCCCUAAAGUGUUUACAUGUAUGUGUCAUGAAUCUUGACCCACAAAAUUAUGUCUGUAGAACUGGAGUCAUCCAAAAUAGUAAAAAGAUGAUUGAAUGGUGCCCAGUAAAUGAAUGUUGCAGUUUACAUUAAAAAAGCUUCUUAUCUCA
Molecule: messenger RNA, 2823 nt
Organism: Protopterus annectens (West African lungfish)
Lineage: Eukaryota; Metazoa; Chordata; Ceratodontiformes; Protopteridae
Product: BUB3-interacting and GLEBS motif-containing protein ZNF207-like
Exons: 12
Coding region: 132-1547 (471 amino acids)
Cellular component (GO): nucleus
Source: RefSeq, a predicted model, not a curated record